Hevea brasiliensis (rubber tree) is the source of this 802-nucleotide messenger RNA. RefSeq lists its product as uncharacterized. The transcript is spliced from 2 exons. The record is from RefSeq and is a predicted model, not a curated record. Lineage: Eukaryota; Viridiplantae; Streptophyta; Magnoliopsida; Malpighiales; Euphorbiaceae. The coding region runs from base 67 to 564 and encodes 165 amino acids.
CAGCCUUAAACCCCCCACCUAAAACCCUUGCAUUUUUUUUCCUACUCUGUGUUACCGUCCUCAACAAUGUCUCUGACACACAGAUCUUUCCUCUUUCCCUUUCUCUCUCUUCUUCUUCUUCUUCUUCUUCUUCUUCUUCCUCCCACCGCCUCAUCCUCGUCCAUACAAAACCUCCUUAAGAGCCAAGGCCUGCCCGGUGGUCUCUUCCCUGAAAAUGUUAAAUCCUUCGAUCUUGGCCAGAAUGGCCGCCUGGAAGUUCACUUGGACAGUCCUUGCAUGGCCAAAUAUGAGACGAGGGUGCAUUUUGAUAGUGUGGUUAGAGCUAAUCUCAGUUAUGGUGGGCUUGUGGGUCUUGAAGGUCUUUCCCAAGAAGAGCUUUUCCUUUGGUUUCCAGUUAAAGGGAUUAUAGUCAGUGACACAUCUUCUGGUUUGAUCUUGUUUGAUAUUGGUCUUGCUCGUAAGCAGCUCUCUCGUUCUCUUUUUGAAGAUCCCCCUGUAUGCAAGCCUCAAGGAGCUGUACCGGAGAAUUUUGGAAGGAAGAUGGGUUUUGCUGUUCUGGGAUGAAGACAAGAAGGCUUAGUUCAAAGAGAAUUUUCUCUUCCUUUUUCUUUUUUCCUGUCUUUAAUUCGAACUUGAAAAAGGAAAGUCUGGAGUAAAGUGCAUAGAUUCUAUAUAGGUUUGUAAAAAAAAAUGGAAACAGGGGAUAAGUUUGUGGAAUCAAAUGUUGAAAACUUUUUGGAUUUCUUAGAUUCUUAACUGAGUUAUAUCUAAUGAAAGUAUCUUAAUUAUUGUGUUUGUAUAA